CGGGCCUCGCUUAAGUUCCUACUACCACAUCUCACCGGGCCGCGCCGGAGCUGCUCCCUUCCGUUUCGUCCCUCUCCUUCCGGCGGCAGCUGCGUCGGCCGCGGCUGCCAACGGCCGGUAUGGCGGGCCUCGAGGAGAUCAAGAAUGAGGCAAUCGAUCUGGAGAACAUCCCCGUGGAGGAGGUCUUCCAGAGUCUCAAAUGCAGCAAGCUGGGCCUGUCCUCGGAGGAGGCGGAGGCGCGCCUCGCCGUCUUUGGGCCCAACAAGCUCGAGGAGAAGAAGGAGAGCAAGUUCCUAAAGUUCCUGGGGUUCAUGUGGAACCCGCUGUCGUGGGUCAUGGAGGCGGCGGCGAUCAUGGCGAUCGCGCUCGCCAACGGGGGCGGCAAGCCGCCGGACUGGCAGGACUUCGUGGGGAUCGUGUUCCUGCUGCUCCUCAACUCGUCCAUCUCCUACUGGGAGGAGAGCAACGCCGGGAGCGCGGCAGAGGCGCUGAUGGCCAACCUGGCGCCCAAGGCCAAGGUGCUGCGCGACGGGCGCUGGAGCGAGCAGGACGCGGCGGUGCUGGCCCCGGGGGACAUCAUCAGCGUCAAGCUGGGCGACAUCGUCCCCGCCGACGCCCGCCUGCUCGAGGGCGACCCGCUCAAGAUCGACCAGUCGGCGCUCACCGGCGAGUCGCUGCCCGUGACCAAGGGCCCCGGCGACAGCAUCUACUCGGGCUCCACCUGCAAGCAGGGGGAGCUCGAGGCCGUCGUCAUCGCCACCGGCGUGCACACCUUCUUCGGCAAGGCGGCGCACCUCGUGGACAGCACCAACCAGACGGGUCACUUCCAGAAGGUGCUCAAGGCCAUCGGCAACUUCUGCAUCGCCACCAUCGCCAUCGGCAUCGCCGUCGAGGUCCUCGUCAUGUACGCCAUCCAGCACCGCGCGUACCGCGACGGCAUCGACAACCUCCUCGUGCUCCUCAUCGGCGGCAUCCCCAUCGCCAUGCCCACCGUGCUCUCCGUCACCAUGGCCAUCGGCUCGCACCGCCUCGCCACGCAGGGCGCCAUCACCAAGCGCAUGACGGCCAUCGAGGAGAUGGCCGGCAUGACCGUGCUCUGCAGCGACAAGACGGGCACGCUCACCGUCAACAAGCUCAGCGUCGACAGGGGCCUCAUCGAGAUCUUCGCCAAGGGGGUCGACGCCAACGGGGUCAUCCUCCUCGCGGCCAGGGCCUCCAGGGUCGAGAACCAGGACGCCAUCGACGCUGCCAUGGUCGGCAUGCUCGGCGACCCCAAGGAAGCUAGGGAAGGCAUCAAGGAGGUGCAUUUCCUCCCCUUCAAUCCCGUCGACAAGCGCACGGCCCUCACCUACGUCAGCCUCGCCGACGGUAGCUGGCACCGUGUCAGCAAGGGUGCUCCCGAGCAGAUCAUGACCCUAUGCAACUGCAAGGAGGAUGUCGUGAACAAGGUGCACGCCAUCAUCCACAAGUACGCUGAGCGCGGCCUAAGGUCUCUCGCCGUCGCCACACAGGAAGUGCCGGAGAAGUCUAAGGACAGCCCCGGCGGCCCAUGGCAGUUCGUCGCCCUGCUGCCCCUUUUCGACCCGCCGAGGCACGACAGUGCGGAAACCAUCAGGAAGGCGCUCAACCUGGGCGUCAAUGUCAAGAUGAUCACCGGUGACCAGCUCGCCAUUGCCAAGGAGACGGGCAGGAGGCUGGGGAUGGGCACCAACAUGUACCCCUCCUCGGCGCUGCUCGGGCAGAGCAAAGAUGAAUCCAUCGCCUCCAUCCCCGUGGACGAUCUGAUCGAGAAGGCCGAUGGCUUUGCCGGCGUCUUCCCCGAGCACAAGUACGAGAUCGUCAAGAAGCUGCAGGAGAGGAAGCACAUCUGCGGGAUGACCGGGGACGGCGUGAACGACGCGCCGGCGCUGAAGAAGGCGGACAUCGGGAUCGCCGUCGCCGACGCUACGGACGCGGCCAGGAGCGCCUCCGACAUCGUGCUCACCGAACCCGGGCUCAGCGUCAUCAUCAGCGCCGUGCUCACGAGCCGCUCCAUCUUCCAGAGGAUGAAGAACUACACCAUCUACGCAGUGUCGAUCACAGUCCGUAUUGUGCUCGGGUUCAUGCUGAUCGCGCUGAUCUGGAAGUUCGAUUUCUCACCGUUCAUGAUCCUGGUCAUUGCCAUCCUCAACGACGGCACGAUCAUGACCAUCUCUAAGGACAGGGUGAGGCCGUCUCCGCAUCCAGACAGCUGGAAGCUGAACGAGAUCUUUGUCACCGGCGUCGUCUACGGCACCUACCUCGCCGUCAUGACCGUCAUCUUCUUCUGGGCCAUGCGCAGCACCGAUUUCUUCACGAACACGUUCGGCGUGAGGUCGCUGCACGGCAGCCGGGACGAGAUGAUGUCGGCGCUGUACCUGCAGGUGAGCGUCAUCAGCCAGGCGCUCAUCUUCGUCACGCGCUCCCGCGGCUUGUGCUUCACGGAGCGCCCCGGCUUCCUCCUCUGCGUCGCCUUCGUGGUCGCCCAGAUCAUUGCCACCCUCGUCGCGGUUAUCCCCACCAUCGGGUUCGCGCACAUCCGCGGCGUCGGGUGGGGGUGGGCGGGCGUCAUCUGGCUGUACAGCGUCGUCACCUUCCUGCCGCUGGACGCGUUCAAGCUGGCCAUCCGGUACGCGCUGAGCGGAAGGGCGUGGGACACGCUGUUCGAGCACAAGAUCGCCUUCACCACCAAGAAGGACUACGGGCGGGAGGAGCGGGAGGCGCAGUGGGCCACGGCGCAGCGCACCCUGCACGGCCUCCAGACGCCCGAACUGGCCGGCGUCCUCAACGAUCGCACCAGCUACCGCGAGCUCUCCGAGAUCGCCGAGCAGGCCAAGCGCCGCGCCGAGGUGGCCAGGCUGCGGGAGCUCGGCACGCUCAAGGGCCAGAUGGAGUCCGUCGUCAAGCUCAAGGGGCUGGACAUGGAAGGCGUCCAGCAGCACUACACCCUGUGAGUGAAUGCGGUGGUGGUGGCUCGCCGUCAUCGGAUUCUCGACGGCAUGCACGGCCGCCGCUUUCUGCUCUCGCUCGUCGCCCAUUUUCUGCGACGGCGCCACACUCUACGUACGUUUGUUUCAUCUUCGACUGCCUUGCUAACGCCGUUUUGGUCACAGAUACAGCCUUAAUAUAUAAACUGCCACAAAGUGUAGUGUAUUUGUAAUUGUUGCUGUACUCAUUGGGAAAUAAUAACAACAGGAAUUGAAAUGGUUGUGAUGAUUGAUGAAGUAUUUUAUC
Zea mays is the source of this 3252-nucleotide messenger RNA. RefSeq lists its product as uncharacterized. Gene Ontology annotation, biological process: proton export across plasma membrane. Gene Ontology annotation, cellular component: membrane. NCBI's taxonomy places the organism in Eukaryota, Viridiplantae, Streptophyta, Magnoliopsida, Poales, Poaceae. The transcript has 11 exons. The coding region runs from base 120 to 2972 and encodes 950 amino acids. Gene Ontology annotation, molecular function: P-type proton-exporting transporter activity; ATP hydrolysis activity; ATP binding. The record is from RefSeq and is a predicted model, not a curated record.